CUCCAUCCCUUGCACGACCCCGAACGGUCAGCCAUAGACAUGGCCCUAUGACCAAGACAAGACCCCUCUCACUGCAGCGCGGACAUUUUAUCCUGUUGGCCCUGGGGGAUUGGGGUUGCCUUGGAGCGCUAUUUCCGACACGUCCGUACGGAGUAUAUACCAACCUAGAUUUGAAGAGGGAAAUGGGACGACGUAGGAAGGUAAAAAAAGGGCGAUCGAAUAUUAUUGGUGAACCACGGCCCCCAAUUAUGAGACGAGAACCCCGAAGAUCUGAGGGGAAGAACACAAGUCCCAGGGGGGCAAAAGGAAGGAAAGAAGAGCAGUGAGAUCACUGGAGCGAUUCCGAGAUGACCACGUUCUUCUUCUCCUUGCCCGGGUCUAUUCUUCCUUGGUUGUGAUCUGAAUAUUCUUCUGGAACUUCAGUCCCUCACUCAGUCUAAAAGAGAAGGGAGAAAAGAAGGCAGGGGGGGAGGCGAAAAUGAAUUAAGAUAAAAUCCAAAUGAAGCCGGAAGAGGAC
Messenger RNA from Aspergillus sclerotioniger CBS 115572, 517 nucleotides. RefSeq lists its product as uncharacterized. The coding region runs from base 48 to 326 and encodes 92 amino acids. The transcript is spliced from 2 exons. The record is from RefSeq and is a predicted model, not a curated record. NCBI's taxonomy places the organism in Eukaryota, Fungi, Ascomycota, Eurotiomycetes, Eurotiales, Aspergillaceae.